Aspergillus brunneoviolaceus CBS 621.78 is the source of this 450-nucleotide messenger RNA. RefSeq names its product DUF3140 domain-containing protein. NCBI's taxonomy places the organism in Eukaryota, Fungi, Ascomycota, Eurotiomycetes, Eurotiales, Aspergillaceae. The transcript is spliced from 3 exons. The coding region runs from base 28 to 381 and encodes 117 amino acids. The record is from RefSeq and is a predicted model, not a curated record.
GAAAAAUCCCAAUAAACCAACUCCAAAAUGGUUAAAAGCAGGGACACGGUUAUCGACGAAUUCAACGAGCUGGUCAACAUGACUCCCAACGAGCUCCGCGAUUGGCUCCAAGAGGAACAGUCCCAAUCCUCCGGCUGGAGCAAGAACAGUGAGUCAGGCGAGACGAUCGGGCAUGAGAGUGGUCGCAAAAUCGUGGACAUCCUCGAAGGCAACCCGUCCAAAGAUGCCUCGAAGUACUCGGAUGAGGACAUCGAUCAUAUGCGGAGGGUGGUGUCAUACUGCAAGCGGCAUCUGGCCCAGGAGGAGACCGCGAAGCAGAACACGGAUAGUAAGAGCUAUCGGUCGCUGAAGAACUGGGGUCAUGAUCCGCUGAAGGAAUGAGGGACUAUUACUCGUUCUGGAAGGGGUUUUGUUUCUGGGUUGGAUGUGUAUAAAUAGGUUACGGGUAUG